ACACAGUAUAUGUAUAAUGGAGGUGUGUACUAUCUGGCUGUUGGAGGCUCUGUGUAUCUUAUCAACUUUAAUGAUUGUCAACACAUCAGUUAACACCAAUCGUGAGCCAAAUGUCAAAAUCACCACUCAAAGUUCAAACUUCAAUGCUGCAUAUAGUAGUGGCAAGGCAGUAGAUGGCUGUAAAAAACAAAUCUUCGACAAACAAAGCUGUUGUUCACACACACAAACAGGUCAACAGGAGGCAUGGUGGCAAGUAGAUCUAGAGGAACUGAUCGUUAUGGAAUACGUCAAAAUAUACUUCAGAGAUGAAGGGUAUCAGCAAAAACAACAAUUUGGUGGCUAUCAAAUAUACCAGUCGAACACUUCGGAUUGGCGGAACGGUCACCUUUGUCAUAAAGACACAACAUCAACGCCGGCCACGUUAUCAUUGACUCCCCAGAUACAAUGUACAGGUAGCGCCAAGUACCUGACGAUAUACAGCGACAGACGGUCAGGAGGUCUAGCGUGGUACUCUAAUAGCGCUUUUCUGGCGCUUUGUGAGGUAGAAGUGUACGGUUGUCCGCUUGGGAAAUAUGGUGAUGGUAAUUGUUAUUCAGAUUGUGAUGUAGGUUGUGCCAAUAGCCUGUGUGAUCCAGUGACCGGAGGAUGUGCAUCAUGCAGACAUGGAUAUUUUGGUGAUACCUGCAACAUAAGCUGCCCGUCCAAUUGUAAAAGGGAUAUAUGUUAUCAGGCCUUUGGGAUAUGUACAGAAUGUGCACCCGGGUUGUAUGGCAUUGACUGUAAGAAGAAUUGUCCGGCACACUGUCGAGACCCACUAUGUGACAGAAGUAACGGGGAUUGUUCAGUAUGCGAACCUGGAUAUUAUGGUGAUACCUGCACCACAACCUGCCCGUCCAAUUGUAAAGGAACUAUAUGUAAUCAGAGCAGUGGGUUAUGUACAGAAUGUGUAGCAGGACUAUAUGGCACUGAAUGUAACCAGUCUUGUCCUGUCAACUGUCAAGAUACUUUAUGUCACAGAAGUAGCGGAGAAUGCGAAGUGUGUGCAGCCGGUUUUUAUGGCAGCCAAUGUGUAAAGUCGUGUGGCAAAUGUCGAGGGGUGAGUUGUGACAAGAGCACUGGGGACUGUACGACAGGGUGUACAGAUGGAUGGACUGGAAACAAAUGUGACACCAAUGUGAUAACUAUAACGAAUGAAGACGCCGCUGUCGGGAUAGGCAUCGGAUCUGGAUUGGUUUUAUUGGCUCUGGUCAUCUUGGUCAUUUUACUUGUCAGACGUCGGACGAUGACGCGCGGCGACACCACAGGUUCUUCUCAUAUGACAGAUAUAUCAAUGUCGAGAACUGCGAUAGAGCUAAAAGAAAAUCAAGAUAAUACCUACGACGAAAUAGCAACGUGUAACAAGGAACAAAUCAUUGCGCAGAUUCCACACAAUGAGGCAAAUUAUGAACAGCUUGGACGCAGGGAGGUGGAAAUUCCAAAUGUAUACGAGACAACAGAUAUUGACAAGGAAACAUAGGGAAAUGCUUCUUGUAAACUGGAUAGCUUGAUCAUUCAACACAACGUAACCUUACUACUUGAACUAAAUUACGCACAUAUACCUUUUGUUUUGAUAAAUUCGUCUCCUAACUUCACAGAAUAAGUACGUAGGUAAUGAACAUUGACAGUAUUGUAGAUUGUUUAUGUUCAGUUGCAAAUUCUUGUAUGCUUUUUCAUUUUUCACAAAUCGGAUUGUUAGUUUUGUGAACCCAAGCAAGUAUCGUAUAUGCUGUCAGUGUUAAGGUUAAAUAUAUUUUGUAUACUUAGUAUUUCGUCGUUCUGUACAGCAUUUUAUAUAUUUGUAUUCAUCGCAGUUAACCAUUGCAGUGAACUUAAUACAUACUUUGUCAUUAACCGAUCCCGGAAGGUAUUUUGAGAAAUUAUUGUUUGGGAGUAAAAGUAUAAGUAGCUUUGAGCAAGUUUUCGAGCAGUGUUAGAUAAGCACACAGUUGACAGAUGGUUGAUCAGUAAUACUGUUAUAUGAAGCAUGCACAUUGCAUCGAAUAAAAUAUAUAGUUAUCUUGAUGGGAUCAAAAAAAUAGUUUGAUCGAGGGGAGAGGUGCAUGUCUAGGUGUUUUUUUGUACAGUGUUGGACGAUAAUCGAAAUGCUUUUGACUAUGUUAAGAAUGCAUUGAAUCAAUUUUAAAUUGUUGAACAGUUUGAAUAUAUUUGAAUAAGCGUAUUUGCAAUGUAACUCGAAUUUGAGAAUAAUUGAAAGAAAAUAUACAUAUAUUAAAUCCUACAGGUUCAUUCAGAUAUGUUUGUCACUUGCUUUGCACCAUUGUAUGAAGACGUGAUUUUAUCGUUUAAAAUAUAGCAUUUUUAAAUAUAGCAUUAAUUUGCAAGGGAUGCUGUAGCAUAUGAAAACACACAUUGUUGAUAUAUUGAUUCCAUCGAAAUCGUCCUGUAAAAUAAGAAUAGGAUAGCUUAAUUGAUAUGUGUGCUUUGUUUUAAUUGCAAAAAAAUAUCGUACUAUUCAUCUCUCAAAAAAAAAAUUCAUGUAUGCGUUUAGCUUUUAAUGUCAUUUUCGUAGUUUGCGUGGGAAAUAUCCAAACCCUGAAUCUAUACGUACGAAGUUUUCUCAGAUUAUCGAUUGCCCAUGGACCGCAAAGAGACACAUUUUCCAUUUAAUAUUAACUUUUCUCCACUUAUUAUGAUAUAGGUAAGAUGUUAUUUGUCUAACAAAACAUUUUACAAUAAUAAUUGUCAUUCCCUAUACGUUGAAACAUAUAAAUGGUGUUAUGGUAUAUCUUAAUGAUCUGUACCUACACAUUGGUGAAUCAUUUAAAUUAUUUAAAUUAUAUAACUGGAUGGAAAUAUCAAUAACAUAUACGUUAAGGGUUAUCGCACACACUGCCCAAAACUGCAAAUAUGCAUUAGAAACAUUGCUCCAUUAUGCCUUAAUCUCUGAUACAUGUAAUCAAUAAAUACGUUCGGAAAAUAA
Molecule: messenger RNA, 2980 nt
Organism: Mizuhopecten yessoensis (Yesso scallop)
Lineage: Eukaryota; Metazoa; Mollusca; Bivalvia; Pectinida; Pectinidae
Product: neurogenic locus notch homolog protein 4-like
Exons: 11
Coding region: 17-1516 (499 amino acids)
Molecular function (GO): scavenger receptor activity
Source: RefSeq, a predicted model, not a curated record